UGUUUUUAGGUAGGCUAUUAAACUCCAAAAGGUUCAGAAAUGAAUAUCCUUAGGCGUUACCCUUCACUGUUAAUUAGCUGGGCUAUUAUUCGAAGAGGGUGGUGGUAUUUUAACUGCUUUGUUCAUGUGGAAGCUUCAGGCCUGGCACACAAAUGCUGGUAUGUCUCAGGGACCGAAGGGCCCUUUGAAGUUCCUGGUGAAGUCACUCUCCUUGACAUUUGGAGAGAAAGAGCCCAGAGGGGAAUGGACUAGUCCAAGAUCACACAGGGACCGUGUGGCCGAGCCGGGAGCAGCACCCAACAGAAACGGGAGCCGAGGCUGUGCCAGAGCCAACACCCAGCAGCCGGGACUGUUUUGCUCUCUUGCUUUUGCAAGAGCCCUGAGGUGGCUAAUUGUUAGUCUCUGGUUAUAAAGGAGGAAAGCAGGCUCAGAGAGGCAAGUCGCACAGCUGCUAAGCUCCAGUCUUGAAACGCAAUUUUCACGUGAAAAUGGGGGCCUGGCUUCUGAACUAGUCCGCUCAGGAUAAGGGACGAGAGCCAGUCAAGUUGGUCUGAUAUCCAUCAACCAGGUCCUGGACACCUGGUCUCAGCCCAACUUUGCCUGCCUUGCUGAGUGGUCUUGGCUCCCUUCCCAGCCCACCGCCAUGGCCACCAUGGUGGCCCAGAAGCUUAGCCACCUCCUGCCCCGCUUGCGGCAGGCCCGCCAGCAGCCCCAGCCGCCCGGGCAGCCGGAGCCCGUCUUCACCGUGGACCGGGCCAAGGUGCCGCCCCUCUACUGGAAGCCGUACAUCUACGUGGGCUACCGGCCGCUGCACCAGACCUGGCGCUUCUACUUCCGCACGCUGUUCCAGCAGCACAACGAGGCGGUGAACGUCUGGACCCACCUGCUGGCCGCCCUGGUGCUGCUGCUGCGGCUGGCCGUCUUCCUGGGCACCGUGGACUUCUGGGGAGACCCCCACGCCCUGCCCCUCUUCAUCAUCGUCCUCGCCUCCUUCACCUACCUCUCCCUCAGCGCCCUGGCGCACCUCCUGCAGGCCAAGUCCGAGUUCUGGCACUACAGCUUCUUCUUCCUGGACUACGUGGGCGUGGCCGUGUACCAGUUCGGCAGCGCCCUGGCACACUUCUACUACGCCAUCGAGCCCGCCUGGCACGCCCAGGUGCAGGCCAUCUUCCUGCCCAUGGCCGCCUUCCUCGCCUGGCUCUCCUGCACCGGCUCCUGCUACAACAAGUACAUCCAGAAGCCCGGCCUGCUGGGCCGCACGUGCCAGGAGGUGCCCUCGGCGCUGGCCUACGCGCUGGACAUCAGCCCGGUGGCGCACCGCAUCCUGGUGUCCCCCAACCCGGCCACCGAUGACCUCGCUCUUCUCUACCACAAGUGCCAGGUGGUCUUCUUCCUGCUGGCCGCGGCUUUCUUCUCGGCCCUCAUGCCCGAGCGCUGGUUCCCCGGCAGCUGCCACCUCUUUGGGCAGGGCCACCAGCUCUUCCACGUCUUCCUGGUGUUCUGCACCCUGGCUCAGCUGGAGGCCGUGGCGCUGGACUACGAGGCCCGGCGGCCCAUCUACGAGCCGCUGCACACCCGCUGGCCCCACAACUUCUCCGGCCUCUUCCUGCUCACCGUGGGCAGCAGCGUCCUCACCGCGUUCCUCCUGAGCCAGCUGGUGCGGCGCAAGCUCGAUCAGAAGACCCAGUGAGGGGAGGUGGCAGCUGGUCGGGAGGGAGGGAGAGUUGGGAGCCCAGGGGUCCGGGCUCGGCUCCAUCUAGGGGGAACAAGGCCUGGUAAAGUUGUUUGUGUCUGCACUGCCGUGUCUCUGUGCGCACACCUCAGCUACCAAGGGUGUAGGCACUGGGAUUGGCUUGGAGCUCUGGGGUCCGCUCCUGGGCCUGCCCUGACUCCCUGACUUGGGAGAGGGAAAGAGAUAAAGAUGUGGCUACCCUGGUUCGCCUCCCCACAUUGCCUCUCGCUGCAGGUGAGGAUGGGGGGUUGAGGGGGUGCCAGCUGGGGCCAGGACUUCCAGGUUAUCUAGAGGGGCUGAAGGUGGAAUUUAGGCCAGAGUUAGACUUGAGCUGAGAGGCAGAGGAGGCCUCAGCGAAUCCCUUGUGUCCGAUCUCAUUGGUGGGUGGGGAAGGGGCAGGACCAAAGUGUGUGCAGGAUCCGACCAUUGUCCGAACCCCAGCCCGGAGUUUUGGAGCUUCGGAGUCCCCAAAGGUGAAGACUGUGCUAGGUGCAGGUGGAUCCCACCCGGUGCCCCAUGUCCCUCAGCCACUGUCCCCUGCAGCGAGCUCACCUCCUAGCGUUGGCCUCCAUGUUCCAAACGUCCUGUUCCCAGCUGGUCUCCACUGGUCUCCAUGGGGCUCUCCGGACCAGUGUAGGAUCAGAGACUUUAACAUUGGGAUGAACUGUCAGGGUAAGCACCGAGGAGGGAGUAAUGGGUGUGGCCUGGGGCCCUCGGGGUUUUGGGUUGGGAAGGGCGAAUGGGAGUUUUCGGAUGGAGAAGAGGAAAGAUGUUCCAGGCAGAGGGGAAAACCUGCACAAAGACCCCGGGGUACGGAAGGCGUUCCGGGGGCUGGAGCGAGGGGUGGUCCGGACUUGGCGAUGCCCCGGGUGCAAUAAAGUUACUGUGAUAACA
Molecule: messenger RNA, 2626 nt
Organism: Pipistrellus kuhlii (Kuhl's pipistrelle)
Lineage: Eukaryota; Metazoa; Chordata; Mammalia; Chiroptera; Vespertilionidae
Gene: PAQR7
Product: progestin and adipoQ receptor family member 7
Exons: 3
Coding region: 644-1690 (348 amino acids)
Biological process (GO): response to steroid hormone
Cellular component (GO): plasma membrane
Molecular function (GO): nuclear steroid receptor activity; steroid binding
Source: RefSeq, a predicted model, not a curated record